Macroventuria anomochaeta is the source of this 1053-nucleotide messenger RNA. RefSeq lists its product as uncharacterized. The transcript has a single exon. The record is from RefSeq and is a predicted model, not a curated record. Bases 69 to 695 code for a protein of 208 amino acids. Lineage: Eukaryota; Fungi; Ascomycota; Dothideomycetes; Pleosporales; Didymellaceae.
GCACAACCUGAAACACUGCAACAAUCAACUCCUCUGCACUGCGCCCAGCCAAUGCACGAUGUCCGCUAAUGACCAGGCUGGUGGUGCGAGUUCUUCGCGCACUCUAUGGCGACCGCUCUCGAGCUCUACAAGGAGCUUGCAACAACAGAUACAUUUUCAAUAAGAACGUAAAACUUCGACAUGUGCAUUUGGAUAUCCAUGAUACUGAGUUCCAGUACGAUCCGAGGACCAAUGCCUCCAGUGUUGUUCGUAUCAGCAACAGCUCGGUCCCGCCUCCGCUGGAGGAACGAGCAUACCUUUGGCCGUUGCAAUACAAGAUCAAAUCGCUGUCCCUCAAUGACGGAGACUUUGUAGAGGGUGUUGCUGAUGAGGAUAUGAGAGCUGGUUACGGACCCAGCUGGAACACCUCAGCGCUGCAGGAAUUUCACGAGAUUUGUUGCCACUUCAAGAAGUUACAACAAUCACAGCUGUCCAGGUAUCGCGCGCCUGUGUCAGACAUGAGUUUCCCGAUCUGGAUCUGUUUCGGUAUGAUCCAGGUCUCUUCAUGGCGGACCCUGGUACUCAGCUGUUGGGUUGGUAAGGAAAGAGCUCGAUGUCAGGGAAGAUGCAAAGAGAGCGACGCUUUAGCUGAGAAGCACCAACGUAGAGUCAGAACACAUCUGCCGAAGCUCUACUUACAUGCCAAUGCAAGUUGACGGGUUUUUUCGUACACUGUGUGAAAGCCGACGGUACUAUCUCGAGACACAAAUGGUCCGGUCCAUGGCAGGGGGUCAGUGUCGACGUGUAGGUGGAUCAGCUUUUUCUGACGUUUGCGAAGAUACUUGAGACGGUCUAUGCUGAUUGGUAGACCAGGUAGCAACCUCUAUUCAGAGUCAGAGAACUGUGGCCAAGACUCAUGGGCAACGGCUUGUUGAGAUGUGAGAGCGAUUGACCGGUUGAACACUCACCUGACUGUAUGUAAACGAUCGUCUGGCAGGCAACGCAGCACGCGCACAAUCGCUGAAUCAUCCUGCGGAACCUUUCGAUCUGAAUAGUCGUUCGGAUCCACGUGAC